AUUUUAUUUAGAUUUUUUUUAGAUUUAAAUCUUAUAAAUGGAAGAUCAUGUUUCAUUUAAUCACUUAGCUUACAAAACCCAAUCACUCAGUGCUCCUUUAAACCCCGUCCACACACGGGCCAUUCGGGACUGGCUUGGGCUCUGACGCUCUCUGUGACCCCGUGACCUCCACCAUGGCCAGUGGGAAAGCAUCCAUUGGCCUAACAAAUGAGAGCCUCGUACCUGAAAGUCCUUCCUCUCCAGAACCUUCUACAUCCUGUGUACCAGACCCCAAACACGAACAAAGAUCUCACCUGAACCUUUUAACUGAAGCUGCUCCAACUGCUCCUCCACCUCCACCCCUGCCUCCUCCACCUCCACCCGAGGCCCUGACCACACCCACUCAUCCACACGGCUCGCGCAAGAAACGUCGUGUCCGUAGCUUCUACUGGAAACCCAUCCCAGAGGAGAAAGUUCGCGGCAAACCCAACAUAUGGACGCUGGCGGAUAGACAGCAGCACUACCAGAUUGACGUGAGGAGCGUGGAAGAGCUGUUUGGCCAGCAGGAGGAGGUGCGCACGCAGAGCGCCAGCCGUAAUCCUCGAAUAGGAACAUGCAGAGGUUCCUUCAAGGAGAGCAAAGAUGAGAUCAGCAUUUUAGACUCAAAGAGAGGGAUGAACAUGGGUAUUUUCCUCAAACAGUUCAAGAAGUCUAAUCAGGCUGUAGUGGAAGACAUCCGGCUGGGGAACAGUACGCAGUUCCGACUGGAGCCUCUGAAAGAGCUGCUCAAACUGCUGCCUGAGGAAGAAGAGAUCAGAAAGUUGCGGGAAUUUAAAGGAGAUCCAACAAAGCUCAGCAUGGUGGAUUCUUUCAUGUUUUUGCUGAUCCAGGUACCAUGUUUUGACGUGCGAAUCGAGGCCAUGGUCCUGCAGGAGGAGUUCUCUCCAUCUUGUUCAGCAUUGAGUCGAGAGCUUAAUAUUGUACGCUUGGCCACAGAAGAGCUAAUGACUUGUGAAGAACUUCACGCCAUCCUGCACCUAGUCCUCCAAGCUGGAAACAUAAUGAACCAGGGAGGUUACGCAGGAAAUGCUGUGGGCUUCAAGCUCUCCUCACUCCUCUCACUAGCAGAUACCAAAGCCAACAAACCGGGCAUGAACCUGCUCCAUUUUGUGGCCUUGGAAGCACAGAAGAAAGAUGAGAAUCUGCUGAAGUUCCCAGAGAAGCUAACACAUGUACAGAGUGCUGCAAGGAUCUCGGUGGAAAACAUCGAAUUAGAAUUCUCCUCACUCAGUGUCAGGAUGCAGGCUCUUGAGGAGAAGAUUCAGGAUAAUGCUGAGCUGCUCCUGCAGUUGAAUCCAUUUGUGCAGAGUUCAACACAAACUCUUCAGGACCUGAAACAACGCAGGCUGGACCUGCGCAAGGAGGGCAAUGUUCUUAUUGAUUUCUUCUGUGAAGACAAAGACACGUUCAAACUCGACGAGUGCUUCAGGAUCUUCCAAGACUUCUGUCUCAAGUUUGAGAAAGCUGUGAAGGAUAAUCUAGAUAGGGAGUUGAAGGAAGCUGCCAGGCAGCAGCGUCUCCGUGAGCUGGAAGAAAGGCGCGUUGCCUGGGCUGCUGCCAGCGGGGAUCAGAGCGGCAGUGGUAAUUUUGGCCGCAGCAGCAGUGAAAAUGAUGUGGACAUUCUCACCAAAGACGGCCUCCUAGACUUCUUGCUGCAUCCCCGACCACACAGUCCCCACAGUCCACUGGAACGCUCUGCAAGUGCCCGCCGUUACCGCCACACAACAACCGAGCGCAACCUCCGUGGCUACCUGGAGCUGUUUUCUGGGUCUCCUGUGGCUGACAUCACUAAAUUCAGCAGCCUUCCACGGUCAGGACGUCCUCACCAAAGAAGAACCAUAGCCUGGCUGACCACAGCAGAUGAUAACAGAGAGCUGGGGCCUCAAAAGAAACUCAAUCAUGAGAAGCUGGUAACUUCCCCAACGGCAGAGACUGAACCAAUCAGCCCCCUGGCUAGAUACUCAGUGUCGAGCUACACUAGGGAGAUUGAUGUUUACAGUAAUAAUAAUUCUGCAGCUGUUUCUGAAGGUAUACAUUCUUCUCAGCUAGGUCACAACAGGAACUGGAUGGAGAAACAUCAUGAUGUUGGACACAUGAAUGUUAGUGUAGAAAAACACACAUUGGUGUCUGGGCCUCAUGCCUUUGAGCUAUCAAAUCCAAAAGAUAAUAAUAAUAGCAGUUACACACCACUGGAUAACCAAGGAGAUCUUGCUGUGACAGAUGUAGAGAAGGAAAGAGACAUUCCAAAAACAACUUUUCUAGACACCCCUCCAUCUAGUAGGGGAUCUGAGGAAGCACCACAAUCAGGGCCAGUGUAUGACACUAAAAUAAUUUCUCAGAGAGAGGAGGAAGAGGAAAACAGCACUGUCUCCUCAACAACAUGUGACACACCUUUGCCUCUUGACCCCUUGUUGUCCAAUAAGAAAGCUAAUCCUUACAUUCUGGACUGCACUGAAACUGAUUGCUCUGUUAUAUUAGACUUCUCAGAACUAGAGAGUACCCCUAUUUUUAAAGAAGGGUCUCACCUUGACAUAAAACUACAGGACAACAACUUCCAAAAUCUCCUUCAAGACCUUAGUUCACUUUCUUCCAACUUUGAGUCUUUGUCCACCAAUGAUCCAUCUGUGUCAGCAUCUGCUGAUGAACCAUUUGAAGGGAAACCAGCAGAAGAGCACCCAAUUAUUCCAUCUGUUACCACAGAUGAGGCGGACAGCGACAGCGGUGACAUGGCAGAAGGUAGAAAGGUGGGUGAGAAAGCAGUGCAGAUAUGUAGUCCCAAACCAGCCAACCUGAAAACUAAGAUACCAUCUAAACCUGCUGCCACUCGAAGAGAACGUCCUGCAAGAACCCUUACGCCAACUGAGACCAGACACUUGCGCAAAGUGGUACCAAUCACCAAGGCAAGUCGUUCUGGCAGCAAUGCUAAGAGAGUAGAGAAAUCUUUUGUGCAUAAGAACACAGAACCAAGACGUCCACUACGUGACCAGAGCAUGCCUGCAAGAAAGGGUGACAAGCAGGGUAGACCAGCUCGCCAUUCUAGCCUUCCUCCAGAGUCCAAGGCAGAAAGAGGUACAACCACAAGUGUUGCAGGUUCUCAGCUGGCUCAAGAUCCCACUCCACACAGGCCUUCCAUAAAGAAACCAACUGCCAAACCUGUCCGCAAUAUCCCCAGACCUCCAGUAGAAGAGAAAAUGUGUCGCUCUACCAUGAGAGCCUUGGCACAGGCUCAGGCUGUAUCUGAUGCUAGUGCUCCUCAAACACCAACCCAUGCCCGGAAGUCUGCCUCAGCUCUGCCAAGCUUUGCUCGCAACACUGUUGCUUUCUCUUCUAGAACCACAAAGGACUUGGCCACACAGCCUGUACCAGGGACUCUGUUAAAGAGCUCAACCUUAUCGAGAACUUCCUCGCUGAAGGUGCCUUCUGGAAGUAAGGCAAACUCUGUAUCUAGUGGACACUCUGCCCAGGGUGAACCAGCUGGAUCUUUAAGGAGGGUUCAGAGUGUCCGGGCCUCUGGUCGAAUCACUUUACAGACGGACACACCCCCACCACAGACUGGGCAGGAGCAAUCCCGAAAGGGUAGCAGUUUCUCAGAGAAAUCCUUCCUGAUAAGAGACUCCACCAGUGGCAGGAUUCUCAAGCCCAUUUGGAAGUAGAAUAGAUGGACAAAAAGACAUUACGAUCUCACACACUUACAUUUUUUUUUGUUCAUCAUCUAAGACUUAUCUGAAUGUAUCUAAAGCCUUUUACAUGUAGCUGAAGUUCUACGUAUUAAGCUAGUUUUCCAAAAGAGACUAGCUGCUGUCAAUAUUUGACAACCCAUUUUAGUGGUAGCACUUCAUCCAUAUAAGGAUGUUAUUGAUGGCCUUUUUAACAGCAGACAUUAAAUGUUGCAUCAUCUUAGACCCUUCAGUCUCAAUCAUUUUCAAACAUGGAUCCAUGGUUGUCACUUUUCUUUGAUUUGUUAUAUAUUAUUAUACUUCCUGAGACGCUUAACUAAUUAUAGUAUGACUAACUUUUAAAUCUCAAACCAGAUGCAAAAGACAUAUGAGCCCUGUAUGUCAAGGUGAGGCACUCUGUUCAGGAGAGUUUAGUGGAUUCCCUGAGCUAACGCACUUGUUAAACCUGGUUCAGUAUUUGCAAUUCAGGUUCAGUAAUGAGGCUUUUCCACUGAACUACUCGACCCAAGUGCCAGUGCUGAAUUUGGUUACCUUUCUUGCAGAGGUGUCACCCAGGCUGAGGCAGGACAUGUGGGUGGGGCUAGAAAUAACGCAGGCCAUCAAUUGGUCAGAGAAUUAUCCUUAUUAGUGUCUUUAGCUACAGUACAAAAAUCUUAAGUAGUGUAGAAACUGUCACAGUAGAACAUCGUAGACUCGGUGCUCUGAGUAACGUUCCGUAAUUAAUUUCUUACAGCAACAAUUACACGGUUUAGGAAAAUCUUCAGUAUUUUCCUAAUUCAAAAUAAAUCUUUUCUAAAGGUAAUGAUGAAAAGAUUAAGUAAAAAUCAGAAUAAUAAAAAAAUACCUGUAUAAUUUUAUGAACACAGUGCACUAAAUAAAAAGCUGGCCUUAAAUUACAGUUUUAAAAAACCCUCAGUUAUGUCACUUUGUCAUAGUCUAUAGUUAAAUACUUGUACUUUUUACUUGGGAUCAAGUUUAUAUUAAACGUGUUACUUUUGACUAUAGGACCAAUUUAAUUGGUCUUAUAUUAUAUUGUUUGU
Ictalurus furcatus (blue catfish) is the source of this 4756-nucleotide messenger RNA. It is a transcript of the gene fhdc1, whose product is annotated as FH2 domain containing 1. Lineage: Eukaryota; Metazoa; Chordata; Actinopteri; Siluriformes; Ictaluridae. The coding region runs from base 174 to 3692 and encodes 1172 amino acids. The record is from RefSeq and is a predicted model, not a curated record. The transcript has 11 exons.